AUGGGAGUCUUCUCAUGGCAUCUAAUCCCAACAGCAAAGUAUAUGUUGGACAAAAAACUGGAACCUUUGAUGAAGGAGUAUAGCUUGGACAUGCAAUAUCUUCCAUAUGUCAACAAGUACCUGCAACCCUUGUGGGAGCAUGUUGUGCAGCUGUCUUGUGCAUCAGAUAAUAACUCAGAGUUGGAGUUGGAUGAACUUCAAGUUCCUGAUAACAUCUUUGAUGGUACACAUGACCCUUGGAUGGUACUAGGCUUUGAUGUAAUGGGUUCUGGCAAUAAUGACACACAGAGAGGACAUGUUUCUCCAUCAUGGCAGGGAUCCCUAGAAGCCAACAUUCAGGAACCUGCAGGAAUGGAGGCAUUCACAGCUAUGCUAUGUAACCUGAGGCUUUUGAAAGAUGAGGUGCAGUUGGGAGUGGUUGUGAAAUUCCUUAAACUGAGGAAGUACCUUAACUCCUGUGGUUUGGAUGCAUCCAAUUGUUUCCACCAUUCAGAUGGUCACAAUUGGCCAUGUCUUGAGGAUGCAAGGGAAAGCACCCUAAGACACAUACUGGGAGAUGGUGGUUCAUUGAAGCCAUCAAAGUCAGACAAGGUUGAGGCAAUAAAGGAUAAACUUCUUGAUAUGCUCAAUCACCCAUAUGAUCUGAUGUACUCAGGGAAGCUCAAAUUACACUACGAGUGGUUGCCUUGGUAUACUCUCAAGAAAGACCUGGAGAAGCACAGGUUUGCACUGGUCAAUUGGCUGGCUGGAGUUCUCCACAAAUGUGGUGACAGAGGAAUCCAUGACCUGAGUGCUGUGGAAGUGAACAAACUCUACAAGGCUGUUACAUGUCUGACAAAACUCACCAUCUACAUAUUCAUCACUGCCCACUCACAUUGA
Molecule: messenger RNA, 879 nt
Organism: Pisolithus orientalis
Lineage: Eukaryota; Fungi; Basidiomycota; Agaricomycetes; Boletales; Pisolithaceae
Exons: 5
Coding region: 1-879 (292 amino acids)
Source: RefSeq, a predicted model, not a curated record